AUGCUCGGAAAGCUCUUCCUCACUAUCGACGCAAUAGGCCUCCUUCUGGGUGCGCCGCUCGCCGACUACAACCACACGCAUAUAUUCAACCCGCGCUGGCCGCCGCAUGCCAAGUUCCACGGCGCGCAAACCAUCAGCCUCUCGGUCCUCCUCGGCCUGGCCACGCUGUACUACACGUGGCGGCCAUCGCUGCAGCCGGCAUCCACCCCGCCGGCGCUUGCUCGGCAGCGGAAGCAGGACGGCCUGACCAUGGCCAUCUUCACGGGCACCAUCUACUGGUUGGCCGGCCUCGCGUCCAUCCUAUAUCCCGGCACGGACGGCAUCGACCCCGAGUUCGGCCCGUCUGGGUUCCCGCAGGCCCCUAUUUUUAUCGGGUUCGCGUCGUCGGCUGUGCUCGGAUGGAUGUUGGAGAGAAGGGAUUGA
Molecule: messenger RNA, 423 nt
Organism: Chaetomium fimeti
Lineage: Eukaryota; Fungi; Ascomycota; Sordariomycetes; Sordariales; Chaetomiaceae
Exons: 2
Coding region: 1-423 (140 amino acids)
Source: RefSeq, a predicted model, not a curated record